Mugil cephalus (flathead mullet) is the source of this 1635-nucleotide messenger RNA. RefSeq lists its product as uncharacterized. NCBI's taxonomy places the organism in Eukaryota, Metazoa, Chordata, Actinopteri, Mugiliformes, Mugilidae. The record is from RefSeq and is a predicted model, not a curated record. The coding region runs from base 95 to 1441 and encodes 448 amino acids. The transcript has 10 exons.
ACCGAGUGAAGCACCAUGGCAGCGGCUGUUUGAGGCCGUGAAGAAAGUUUGUUUCUUGCCGUGAAUCCCUACAAACUACAAUAAUCCAACAGCCAUGUCGAGCAGCUUUAAGUCCAAACCUAGGAGCUCCAGGGGCGAACUCCGCAGACUGCUGCUGGCGGCUGAAGCUGGUCAGAAGGCUGAUAUCCUGACCUACUCUUCAGGUCAUUUAAGUCCACGGAGCAUGAGCCAGAGUCAGCCUCAUGCGGAGACAAAGCGGGUUUUCUGGAGGAUGUCUCAGAACCAAGAAGAAAGCCCAAACCUCCCGACACUCUUGAAGAGACUGCCGAAGGCAAAGAUCCCUGCAAAGAAGGAAGAAAUUAAAGAGUCGGCCUCUGGCGCCACAUCAGUGGAGCCUGGGGUCCUGGGGUCAAAACAAGAUCAGACCACUGAUCAUUCAUCACAUGCAGAAAGAAGAGAAGAUAAACUACCAGAGAUAGUUCAUUGUUCCUCAGACUCUUUGCCGAUCCUGAAUCUGAAACCCUCUUCUCAGACAGAGUUUAACUCUUCAUCUGAUUUGGAGGGGAAACUAAAAGUUUGCUCAAGCCAUUCUGACCAGGAAGGCUUGAGCAAUGGCGUCCAGCUAGAGGUGAAAAAAUGGUUAGGCAGGGAAGUCAUAGCCAAGUCAGACCUCUGGGCUGGAAUAAAUGUUGCAGAAGUCCACGAGAGGAAACUACAGAAGGAGUUGAGUAAGUUGUCAGCACAGAGCUGGCCCUGCAGAGACCGCCUUGCGGUGUUCAGUGACGUCUUUGAUGAUGUAUGUGAAGGCUCGCCAGUAUUUGGACGCAUCCUGAGGGAAAUUAAGACAGAUUAUGACUUGUAUGUGAACCACUUGAUGGAUUCCUACUCUACACAUCACAGCAAGUCGAAGAACACUUCACCCAAAUAUCUUAGCAAUGUCAAAGUAAAACAAAUGGAGCUGGAUGAUGCAGAGGAAGAGGUUCGCAGGCUGGAGCAGGAGGCCCGAAAAGCCCUAGAGGAGAAUAAACGAGUCCGACGCGAAUUACAGAACGUUCCAGCUAUUACAGGCCUAGAGGACAAUUACAGAAAUAAUGUGUCUCUGUUAGAGCUGGAGGACAGUGACUGUGCCAUCGACUGCACUGACAGCGUCCGGUCCAUGAGGUUUCAGGUGUUGAGCGUUUGGAAGGAGAUCCAACGGCUGGAGGAGGAGAUUAAAGAGAAGACGGUGUCCGCCACUACAACCGCUGCAAUUGAAAGACGCAUCAAAGACAAUAAGACUGAUAUAAUAAAACUGAUAGCCUCAAAUGAACGUCUGAGGACCGUUAGCAAGGACCUGGAAAACAAAAUCAAUGUCAUGCUAAACAGAGAGAAGGCAAGCAAGGCCACAAGACAGUUGCUGUGGGACAAAAUCCACGGUGGUCUACCGGGAGAGAGCGAAUAGUUUUAAGAAUUAAUUUUUCACUUAUUUCACUGCAAGCGAGAAACUACGUGAUAACCUUUUUAUUUCUGUUUGAUGCAUUAUUAAGUUCAUCCAAGUCACACAUAUAGACAAUGUACUUAAGCCAGUAAUGCAUGCACUAGUUCUCAUCUUUCUUAUUGAUCAUCACACCCAUUAAACAUUCACAGCUCUGGCAA